AUGACCGGCGACAGGAUUAGUGUGGAGCGGAGGCGACAGAUCGUGUCGAUGUCGCUUGCAGGGCAUUCUCAGCGAACGAUUGCUCGAGAGGUGGGAUGCUGCUUGUCUUCGGUGAACCGUAUCAUUCAGCGCUUCCGUGAUGAAGGGCAACUUGAAGAUGCACCAAGGUCUGGACGGCCGCGGGCAACGACGUCGGACGAGGACAGGGCAAUAAUUGCUGGAAACGUGGUCGACCCGUUUGUGACGGCUGUCGAUCUAAAGAAGGAGCUGAGCCUGCAAGCGUCGAGUACAACCAUCCGACGAAGACUAGCGUGCCUCGGGGGUCUCCGUUCCGGAGUCGCGGUUCAGAAACCCGCGCUGAAGCCGGAACACCGAGAGGCAAGACUGGACUUUGCCUUACCCUACGCGGAGUGUGACCCCGCGCAGCGCAGCCACGUGCUGUUUACUGAUGAGGCAACGUUUAAUAUCUACCCCAGUACGUUGACAGUGUGGUCUCCAGUGGACGGCACUCCGUGA
Molecule: messenger RNA, 516 nt
Organism: Ornithodoros turicata
Lineage: Eukaryota; Metazoa; Arthropoda; Arachnida; Ixodida; Argasidae
Exons: 2
Coding region: 1-516 (171 amino acids)
Molecular function (GO): nucleic acid binding
Source: RefSeq, a predicted model, not a curated record